Calidris pugnax (ruff) is the source of this 3412-nucleotide messenger RNA. RefSeq names its product interleukin 2 receptor, beta (gene IL2RB). Bases 307 to 2061 code for a protein of 584 amino acids. NCBI's taxonomy places the organism in Eukaryota, Metazoa, Chordata, Aves, Charadriiformes, Scolopacidae. Gene Ontology annotation, biological process: immunoglobulin mediated immune response; cytokine-mediated signaling pathway. Gene Ontology annotation, cellular component: membrane; external side of plasma membrane. The record is from RefSeq and is a predicted model, not a curated record. Gene Ontology annotation, molecular function: protein binding; cytokine receptor activity. The transcript is spliced from 10 exons.
GGCAGCUUCCUGUGCAAAGGUGAGAGGGAGAAGACACGGAGAGACGCUGAGCAUAGGAGAGGAACGGCUCCGCAGCAGAGCCGCCGGGCUGCAGGCACCUCUCUUCUGAGAGCACUGGCUGACACCUGGACAUACACUGAGCCAGGACCUCCCCCUCCAUCCGUCUCCCUUUCCUCCCUCCCCGUUCCCCUCCCUCUUUGAUGUGCAGCACCUGCUUCCAUCCAACCCCACCACCUGGUGCCCGGGGACUCCCUUCAUCUGGACUGCUUGGUGCCUGGAGCUGGAAGCGUGUCACCACCAGUACAGAUGAAGCCCUCUUUGCUGCUUCUGUGUCACCUUUGGCUGUUCAGCCUCACGCUAAUCUCACGGGCAGCAGACUCGGCACAAGGUGCCUCCAGCCUCACUUGUUGGUAUGACUCGCGGGCAGCCCUCUUAUGUGACUGGAUCCCAAGCAGGGACCUGCUUGAAGCACCAUGCCAGCUGGAGAUUUCAUCGAAGCAUCCUUUUUGUGACAGGUUGUUUUGCUCACCUGAAAAAUGCAAGGAGCACUGUGAAUUACCCAAGGCAGAACACAUGACCGGAUUGAGGAGAUGCAUCAAGACUUUCAGCAAAAACAGUAAUGAGCAAUGCUUCACCGUUUCAGACCGUCUGACCCUGUCUGUCCAUUGCCACACUGGCAAGAAUAGAUCUAUACCUGCUCGAAUAGAAGAUUUUAAUCCACUUAAAAAUAUAAAGCUGUGGCCUCCGGGAAACCUUCAGCUGAUUAACAAAACUGAAAACACCUACAACUUAACGUGGAGCCUGAAUAUUUCCUCUCACUAUUUGGAAGGGGAGCGGGAAUAUCAAGUGCGGUACCGGAACAUAAGACAGUCCUGGGAGGAGGCAAAGAACUUCACCAUUACACAGGACCAGAUGUGGGUGGUGUUUGAGUGCCUCUCCCCCAACUUGAAAUACGAGGCAGCUGUCCGUGCAAGGCCAAGGGAGUCAGAUACCUACAAAGGCGUGUGGAGUGACUGGAGCGAGACGAUACUGUGGAGGACACAUGCUGACCAAACAUCUCAUCCGGUCCUGCCAGCACUUCUAGUGAGCUCUUGCAUCUUUGUGAUCAUUGGGACUGCCUUCCUUAUUAAUUUAAGGACCCUGAAAUGGUUUAAGAAGAUCCUGAAGAUUCACAUCCCAGACCCCGAGAAGUUCUUUCCCCCACUGGUUUCAGUUCACGGAGGUGACAUUCAGAAAUGGCUCUCCUCCCCAUUCUCCACAUCCUCCUACUGUGUGAACAGCACAACCCCAGAGAUUUCCAUGCUCGAGGUGAUGCAGAAGAAUGACCAGGAAUCCCAGUUUCUACUUUCCAAGGGAACCCUGACUCCUGAUCCUCCUGUAGAAACCAGUGGGCACUCUGUAUCCAGCUGCUUCACUAACCAAGGCUACUUCUUUUUCCACCUUCCCAACUCCUUUGAGAUCGAGCCCUGUCAGGUCUACUUCACCUAUGAGCCUUUCACCCAUGAAGGCAGUGGCAGUGAGGAUGGCAAGUGUUACCAAGCUCCCCCCUCCCCAGACUUCUGCACACUGGCAGAAGACAUGCCCGUGUUGUCCCACAACUUCCUACACUGUAUCAAGGCAACCCACAGCUUCCAAAUCAACUCCUUUGCGGAAGAGACAGAAGGAGAAGCCCAUCAGGCCUUGGCUAUUUCUGGGGCUCUCCAAUCAAGUGAAGGCACCUCAUCAACACCAGUUCUGAAACAGGAUAAGAAGGUGAUGGACAAAGCAGCUUUACUACCUGCUGAGGCUCUGUGCCAGCUGAACACUGACUUUCCUGACCCAUUAGACCUGCAUGACAGUGAUACUAUUGAUGUAACGGAGGAGAGUGGGAAAGCAGACCCUCCAACUGACUCCUGUACACCAGCAGCACAUGCUACCUCUUCUUCCUCUCAUCCUCCACCUCUAAGGCAAAACCAGGAUGAGGAUUCAUGCAGAACAGCCUUCUCCAGCCAGGUCCCAAACACUGGUGCCUACCUUUCUCUGAGGGACCUCCAAAGCCAGUACAGUCAUUACUCUGUCUAGGAACUGCCUGGAGGAAGACCACAGGUAGGAAAGGUCUUCUCUGCAGGGAAGGCUAGAUUGACAGUUUUUCUAUUCAGGACAUGAAAGUGACUUCAGCAUCAAAUCCAUUGGGACUGCUUUUUAAUGAGGCUGGAGAACACAGUUAAUCUAAGGGGCUGCAAAACUAGAAAAGGAAUAGGAUGUGCAAGGUGUAAAUUCACGGAUGGCUACAUGAGUAACAUGAGUUCCCAAGGUUAGUGAAGCAGAGCACUGGAAAGUGAAGGAUGCUUUGCAUGGAGAACUGGGCUAGUGGACAGUAAAGCAACCCAUGGGGAAUGAUAAAGGGGCAUUAAAGCUGUCCAGUGGCUACACAGACAAUAGAGACGUAGCAGCUUGAUUCUUAGGUAUACAGGCCAACAAGGACUCGCCUUCAUAACUGAACCUGUUUCUCUGCUAUUGCAUAUAUCCAAUGGUAUAGAAAUUCCUUCGCACACCACUCAGGUGCCAUCACAAACUUCACCAACUUGCUGCUUCUUUCCCAGCUCCCACUAGGAGGCUGUGCCAGCUCUUCUGUGCUCUGUAUCUUGGUGUAAAAUAGAACUCAGCUUUGAAGCUGAGCAGGCAUAUGGCCCAUUUGCCUUGUCCUCAGCCUAAAAACUUCUAAUGAAAGGGAGAAACAGCAGAAGAAGUGGAUAUGAGAUUUUGUACAAGGGACAGUAGCACUACCAGUCAGUGCUGGGGCUGAUGACAGAGUGGUUGAAGACAUCUCCUCCUAACUGACCAAGGGUGUAAUUUUUUAUGUGAUGUCUUCACUUCAGGUUUCAAUCAGAGAUUACAUUCUGAGCUACUCGAUCCAGUUUUAGACUUGAGUCUCUAAGGUCAGCUCAGAGCAACAACUAUGUCAGCUGUCUAAGAAGUGCAGUGUAAAAAGAAAUCCCCAUUACUGGGUUAAAAAUACUGGGGAAAUCCCCUCCCCCCUCCUUCUUUCCCCCAGGUCUGAUGAUGGCAGUAAAAAGAGCACACACAAUUUCCCAUUCUUGCUGCAAUAUUUUUCAUGAAAUCGAAAGCCUCUCUGCCCUGCUGGCAAAAUACGGUUAUUUGACUACGAUAAGCUGAUUGCAGAAUAGUUCAUCCCACAUCCUGUGUAUUAGUGGAAAACAUCGCAACGGUGCUGCCCAUUCCUUCCAUUGCUCAAGGGAAACCAUUGCCUAAUUAGCAGCAAAGAUGUGGUGAAUGAGCCCAGAAAACUAACCCACGAAUCAGCACCUUUGCUGAAAAGAAAACCUCAAUCCACUCACAAAGAAAGAGGAUAGCAAAGACCACUUUUUUUUUUUUUUUUUUUUUUUAUCAUCUUUCCUCUGCAUUUGCUGAU